CCCAGCCUGCUCCUAGCUGUCCAGGGCGCCUCGGCAGCCGGCUUCCCUCCCUCCUUCCCUCCCUGGCUGCCUCCUCCUCCCUUCUCCUACCCUCCUUCCCCCUUCACCCCCAUCCCCUGCCCUGGACUCUGCAAACAUGAGGGUCUUGGCCUGCCUCCUUGCACUACUGGUGGGGACCCAGGCUAUUGAGCGACUACGCCUGGCUGAUGGCCCUCACAGCUGUGCAGGACGCCUUGAGGUCUGGUACAGCGGGCGCUGGGGCACCGUGUGUGAUGACGGAUGGGACCUUCGGGAUGCUGCAGUGGCCUGCAGAGUGUUGGGCUGCGGAGGGGCGCUGGCCGCCCCUGGGGGUGCCUUCUUCGGGGAGGGCACUGGACCUGUGUGGCUCAGUGAACUGGCCUGCCGGGGCAGUGAGGGACAGCUGGGUAUCUGUCCCCACCGGGGCUGGAAGGCCCAUAUCUGUUCUCAUGAGGAGGACGCAGGCGUCGUCUGUGUAGGUCAGCGUGCAGCUAACUCUAGAGAAGAUUCAACAUCCCUACUGGAUGGGGAUCCGUGGCCACCACUGUCUGGGGAGCUGAGCCCGAGCUCAGAGGAACCCCCAGUGACUCAUGCUCCCCAACCAGCAGCAAGCUCCCAGAAUGGCCCUCGCAAGAAGAACCUCCGACCACCCAAGCAGGCCAAGUCCACCCGGGCCCCUGUACUGACAAAUGGAGCUUCCCGCCAAGAGCGACUGCGCUUGGUCUCAGGUCCCCACGGAUGCGCUGGCCGCCUGGAAGUCUGGCACGGUGGACGCUGGGGCACUGUUUGUGAUGAUGGAUGGGACCUCCGAGAUGCAGCAGUGGCCUGUCGGGAGCUGGGAUGUGGCGGGGCGCUGGCUGCCCCUGGGGGUGCCAGAUUCGGACCUGGUGCAGGACCCGUGUGGAUGGACGACGUGGGGUGUGGAGGAGGAGAGCAGGCUCUCCGGGACUGUCCCCGGAGCCCCUGGGGCCGGAGCAACUGUGACCACACUGAGGAUGCAGGGCUGGUCUGCACUGGUCCUGCACCCAGGCUGCGACUUGCUGAUGGUCCCCACGGCUGCGCGGGCCGCCUGGAGGUUUGGCAUGGUGGUCGCUGGGGAUCAGUGUGUGACGAUGCCUGGGAUCUUCGUGAUGCCGCUGUGGCCUGCAGGGAGCUGGGCUGUGGGGGCGCGUUGGCUGCCCCAGGGGGCGCCUUCUUUGGGGAGGGGUCUGGACCCAUUGUCCUGGAUGAUCUCAGAUGUCGGGGGAAUGAGACAGCCUUGCGAUUCUGCCCUUCAAGGUCCUGGGGCCAGCAUGACUGUCACCACCGGGAAGAUGCUGGGGCCGUGUGUGAUGGCAUGCCGCUUGGUGAUGUGCAGCCCACAGCCCCCACAGUCAACAGCAACACCUCAACACCCCGGCUUCUGUCUACCUCAGUGAGCCAGACCCCAAGUCUAGUAGGCAGUCGGCCUCCUGCCUCUCCCACUGACCCUCCAGAGCCUGGGCCUGAAGCUGGGUCUCCCCAGCUGCGCCUGGUGGCUGGUCCCAGCAGGUGCUCUGGCCGGCUGGAGGUGUGGCAUGAUGGGCGCUGGGGGACGGUUUGUGAUGACGGCUGGGACAUGAGAGACUCGGCCGUGGUCUGCCGGGAGCUGGGCUGUGGGGGGCCUCGGCAACCAGACCCUGCAGCAGGCCGCUUCGGUUGGGGCGCGGGCCCCAUUUGGCUGGAUGAUGUAGGUUGUGUGGGGACGGAGGCUUCGUUGUCAGAAUGUCCUGCUGCUUCCUGGGGGAAACACAACUGUGCCCACAAUGAGGAUGUCGGGGUCACCUGCACUGGGACCCCUGGCCUGGGUACCAUCUCAGACCCCUUCAGCUGGAGCUGGCUCCCUGGGCUGGGGAGAGAUCAGGAUGCUUGGAUUCCAGGAGAGCUGGCCACCAAGCCCUCUGCUGAUCUCACCUCCAGUGUGCUAGAGAAGACCACAAAGGCUCCAGGGAAAGCGCCCAAGAGCACUAAGAAGUGGGUGACUAAAAACGCAAAGCGGCCAACCGCUCCACCCCCUGGGAUGCCAACCACUAGACGCUCCAGGGUCCCAGGCACUCCAAGCACCCUAAAUAUAACCCCACGUACCUCCGAGUUACCUAAAAGACUGACCACUGAGGCUCCCCACAGACAGAUGUCACAUACCCCUGUAAAACUGACCCCCAGAGUCCCCUGGGAGUGGACCUCAGAGACUGUAACAUCACUGUCCACUCAAGACCCCCAAGAAGUGACCUCUGAGGCCACCAUCACACAGACCCCUCAAGCCUCCUUGGAGCCACCUGGUGAGAGCCCAGAAGGCUCGCUGGAGUCCUCCCGAGAUCCAGCCCCCACCCCAUCUGCUGGAGUCCCUACGCCAUCAGGUCCCUUCCGGGUUCGUCUGGCUGAUGGGCCUAACAGGUGUGCUGGCCGGCUAGAGGUGUGGCAUGCUGGACAGUGGGGGACGGUCUGUGAUGACAGCUGGGACCUUCGGGAUGCCACAGUGGCCUGCUGGGAACUGGGCUGUGGAAAGGUCCGGCCCCGAGUAGGCAAAACCCACUAUGGUCCUGGGACCGGGCCCAUCUGGUUGGAUGACAUGGGCUGUAAGGGGAGUGAGACCUCACUGAGCGACUGCCCCUCGGGGACAUGGGGGAAGCACAACUGUGACCACGAGGAAGACGUGGUGCUCUCCUGCACCGGGUACACGGGUGACGAUGAUUAUCCCUCCUGGACUUGGGACCCCACUUCAGGAGAGGACCUGACCAAAGGAACCACUACGGCAGCACAGCCUGGACGGACUCUUUCCUGGGCGGCUACCACUAGGAACCCGGAAGUCCCCUCUUCAGGAACACAGAGGCUGCCAGACACAGAUGGCCAGGGCGGUUAUGAACUCUCCUGGACGUGGGAUACACCUUCACGGAGGGGUCUGUCCCGAGGGACCCCCACCACGACCAAACCCCGACCCACUGUCACCAGCGGCACCGGCAAGAGUCCAGGCCACCCCUUUCCAGCUCCGAGGGCCCGUGCAGGCACAGGUUCCCCAAGGAAGCCAAAACCGGAGCGCCGGCUGCUGCGACCAACCCCAGCCAGGACAGCACCCACCACCUUAUCCCCAGCUCCUUCCACUUCCCCAGCGCCUUCUGGCUCACCGCUGACCUCUGGCUCUGGGCCACAGCUCAUCCCUGACUCAGCCACAAAGCCAGAGAGGACCACAGGCCCUCCCCAAACAUCUCCACCCACUCCGGGACUGUCCUCUUUGACAGCCUCUGACUCUGCUUUGUCCACUUCUGAUGCCAGUUUGCUUCCCACUGGGAUCCCACAGCACUCCCAGAGCCCAACAUCCACCUCCCUUAAAGGACUAACCUCUGACUCCUCCGCGCUACCAGAAGGGACCAGCCUUUCCCCUACCUCAGAACUGACCCCAGCAUCCGAUACAACCCCAGGCUUGGGUGCAACACCCAAAAUAGCCCCAGAACGUUCUGACUUCUCAGGCAUCCCCAUGAGCCCCAGGACCCCCACACAGCCUUCCACUGACCCUCACCCCACCCCAGCCCCUCACCCUACCACCACCCCUAACCCCACCACCAUUCCUCACCUGACCACUACCCUUCACCCGACCACCACCCCUCACCCGACCACCACCCCUCAACACACCACUUCUUACCCUACCAUGACCCCUGUACACACCACAGACCCUCAGCUUCCCAGGACCCCUCACCCCACCGCAACGCCUCAACCUCCCACCAACCCUCAUGCUUCCUUAACCGCUGCCACCCCUACAAAGUCCCUUCCAUCUUCCCUGGAGACGGGGUUUCCCUCUCUCACUCUGGAGCCAAGGGUCAAGCCUAGCCUACACCCGGAACUGACCUUUGAGGAAGCCCCUCCUACAAGCACAUCCGGAAAGCAGAACCUGGAGCCCUCUCCAGCCUCCGAGUCUGACCGCUCCAGGCAUUCUCCAGCUCCAAGCAUGGACCCACAGUCCACGGAGGUCUUUAAACCGCCCAGAAGCCAGAGUCCCAAAUUAACCUCUCCACCUUUCCAGACUUCACACUCACCUCCAGACCCCACUGUGACCUCCGACCUUCACCUCUCCUCUAUGGCCCACCCGUUGGACCAACCUCCCCCUGACCGCUUCACUCAAGGGCCAAGCCUUAAUCACAACCCAGAAGCCCUUGGACCGUGUCUGUCCCCGGUACCCCCUGUAAGGGUCAUGGCUUGUGAGCCACCGGCCUUGGUGGAGCUGGUGGCUGCUGUGAGGGAGGUGGGUGACCAGCUGCAGAGGCUGACUCGGGUCCUGGAACAAGACCGGCAGGAACGUCAAGUCCUGGGGCUGGGCCUAGUCCGGUUGGUAGAGGCUGCCCAGGGCCUGGGGCAGCUGAGCGAGACUGUAAAGAGACUGGCAGAGGUGGUCUGGCCUCCCAGCACCCCUGUGCCCACCACCACCACCACCGAGGAGGAGGAGAGGCCUCUCAGGGGAGAUGUGUGACUCUUUCUGAAAUUCAGGGUGCUUAAGAUGCUCUCAGACAAAAGAAAACCAA
Molecule: messenger RNA, 4547 nt
Organism: Chionomys nivalis (European snow vole)
Lineage: Eukaryota; Metazoa; Chordata; Mammalia; Rodentia; Cricetidae
Gene: Ssc5d
Product: scavenger receptor cysteine rich family member with 5 domains
Exons: 14
Coding region: 137-4495 (1452 amino acids)
Cellular component (GO): membrane
Source: RefSeq, a predicted model, not a curated record